Molecule: messenger RNA, 778 nt
Organism: Solenopsis invicta (red fire ant)
Lineage: Eukaryota; Metazoa; Arthropoda; Insecta; Hymenoptera; Formicidae
Product: 40S ribosomal protein S7
Exons: 5
Coding region: 147-743 (198 amino acids)
Biological process (GO): translation; rRNA processing; ribosomal small subunit biogenesis
Cellular component (GO): 90S preribosome; small-subunit processome; ribosome
Molecular function (GO): structural constituent of ribosome
Source: RefSeq, a predicted model, not a curated record
GUCCGCUUUGCCCCAAUUGGCCGAACCUAACCUCCAAUUCUCAAGCCGCACUGACACGAGGCUUGAGCCUUUUCUCUGUCGAGCACGUUCGUGUUCUAGCCGCAUCCUGGUAAGGAACCAACGGGGCAGGACGUUUCUCGGGGAAGAUGAGUCUUGGCAAGAUGUUGACGACGAACGCGAAGAUAAUCAAGAGCAGCGGGGCUGAACCCGAUCAAUUCGAGGUUAGCGUUUCCCAAGCCCUUCUCGAGCUGGAGAUGAACAGCGACCUGAAGUCGCAGUUAAGGGAACUCUACAUCACUAAGGCGAAGGAGAUUGAAACGAAUAAUAAGAAGUCGAUUAUUAUAUAUGUACCAAUGCCGAAGCUGAAAGCAUUCCAGAAAAUUCAGACACGGCUGGUACGCGAACUGGAGAAGAAAUUCUCUGGAAAGCAUGUGAUGUUCAUCGGCGAGCGUAAAAUCUUACCCAAGCCAACGAGAAAGACGCGUACCAAGAACAAGCAGAAGCGUCCUAGGAGCCGCACACUGACGUCUGUUUACGACGCGAUACUGGAGGAUUUAGUGUAUCCAGUGGAGAUUGUUGGCAAGCGUAUUAGAGUCAAGCUCGAUGGGUCGCAGCUUAUUAAAGUUCAUCUCGAUAAAAACGAGCAAACGAAUAUCGAGCACAAGGUCGACACCUUUGCGUCAGUAUACAAACAGCUGACUGGACGGGACGUCACGUUCGAGUUUCCCGAAUCUUAUGUAUGAUAAAAGUAAGAAAAAUAAAAAUAUUUUAAUCUAAA